Molecule: messenger RNA, 2835 nt
Organism: Carassius carassius (crucian carp)
Lineage: Eukaryota; Metazoa; Chordata; Actinopteri; Cypriniformes; Cyprinidae
Product: ena/VASP-like protein
Exons: 14
Coding region: 456-2393 (645 amino acids)
Biological process (GO): positive regulation of actin filament polymerization; actin polymerization or depolymerization; protein homotetramerization
Cellular component (GO): cytoskeleton
Molecular function (GO): SH3 domain binding; actin binding; profilin binding
Source: RefSeq, a predicted model, not a curated record
GCAAUGCGGCAUAUUGGCCACCAGGGGUCUCUGUUCUGCGUGUUUGUUUUUACACUCUCCCGAUUAGCUCCUUUCUCAUUGUCAUAACACGGUGGAGGAAAAUGGCAACUCCAGUGCACGUUUGCAGUCCGCAAUACAGAUCGAUGUUGUAGGCGCGACCAUGAGCUAAACAUGGGAUAUGUUUUAUUCCGCUGUGGUGACAGAGAGCGAUAUGCUGUAGAUCUUUCGAGACAUCUGCAUUGCUUUUGAUCCGAGGACUGACUGUGCAUCGCUGGAUGGGCAAAUACAUUCAAGCUGACCAUUGUUUUAUGGAAUAAUACACGUGCUGUAUUUAUACUCAUUAAAAUACAUAUUUAUGCGCCGAUAGCUUUACAUACAUAGGCUUGGCUAAGUUUCUUUUUUCACCUUUUAAAUUAUUUAUUGCAUCCAUAUAUUCGUUGGGAUAUCAUCAGAAAAUGAGUGAACAGAGCAUAUGUCAAGCCCGAGCCUCUGUGAUGAUCUAUGAUGACGCUAGCAAAAAAUGGGUUCCAGUCAAACCGGGCCAGCAGGGCUUCAGCCGCAUCAACAUCUACCACAACACUGUCAACAACAGCUUCCGUGUGGUGGGAGUCAAACUACAGGACCAGCAGGUCGUUAUAAACUACUCUAUUGUGAAAGGUCUGAAAUAUAACCAGGCCACGCCAACUUUCCACCAAUGGCGUGAUGCGCGGCAAGUUUACGGGCUGAACUUUGCCAGCAAAGAGGAGGCCACCACCUUCUCCACUGCCAUGCUGUUUGCGCUCAAUGUCCUGAGCUCUCAGGAUGCAGGGCCAGGAGCACAUCGUCAGAAUGGAUCGGUGACAGAUGAUGCCGAGGCUCAGAGAAGGCAAAUGAUGGACCAGAUACAGAUGGAAAGGGAACGACGAACAUCUGGCUCUGCAGUCUCCACCCUUCAGUUUAAAGUAUCAGCAUCCGCCUCUCAGUCCGAAAACACUCUGCAUGACCUCAGACAGUAUCGGGCUAACACUCUUCCCCCUUCCUAUGCUCACUUUAACCCCACGCAACCUUCCUUCCACACCUCCUCUUCAUCCCAGGAACGAGAGAGUGGCUACCGUACAGUGGACUCCCCUAGAAAAAAGGCACAGCAGCUUUGCCAGCUUUCCACCUCUCUGGCUUCUGCUUUCUCCCCCGUGCAGCCAGGUAUCACCCCUCCACCUCGCAAUGUCAAGCAAAUCCCUCUUUCCCCUCCAAUGACCCACCAGGACCCCAAACAUGCCACAUGGUCCUCCACCCACAUGUACACUCCAUUACCCACAGCAUCGCCACCUGUUAUAAUGGCAGUGCCAGCCAAACAACCUGCUCUGCCUGUUGCUCUCCCCUUGCCACCCCUAAACAACGGCCCAUCCUGUGGCUCCAAAGCUCCUGCUAACACAUCCCACUUGGAGCCUGUAACACACCACCAACAGUCUUCCAGUGGCCCGGCAGAGGAGUACUGCCCGUAUCAAAACCCUCCUUUGCUGGCCACCUCUGGAGCUCUGUCGCACCCACACUAUCCCAUACUAGAAUCGCCCCCCCUGCCCCCUCUCAUUGGCCAGCCUGUCCAAGGCCCUGCCCUCCACCAGCAGCAGCUAUACCAGGCCACACCCCCAUUCAACACCACAGCCACCUCUCACACUACUCUGUGCGAGGGGGCAACACCCAAGAUGUCUCCCUCUCCUGUUUAUCACAACGCCACAGCGUCCAGCACAGGUCCUCCUGUUCCACCGGGUCAUCCUUCCAUGCUCUCAUCCACCCCUCCUACUCACCCCCCUACCUCAGCAUCCAUGGCGGGUCCACCAGCCCCUCCGCCCCCUCCUGGGCCUCCCCCACCUGGGCCGCCUCCACCCGGGCCUCCACCACCCUCCAUAGGGCCCCCUCCUGCCCCUCCUCCACUGCCGGCUGGUGGAGGUUUUGCUCCGUCAGGUCUGGCUGCAGCUAUAGCUGGUGCCAAGCUGCGAAAAGUUCAGCGGACAGAGGAAAGCAGUAACAAGAACGAUGCCAAUCGCUCCAGUGGAGGCAGUGGAGGAGGUGGAGAGGGUCUCAUGCAGGAGAUGAAUGCCCUUUUAGCACGGAGGAGGAAGGCCUCAGAGAAACCAGAAGACAGUCAAAAUGAGGAGUCUAAUGGAUCGCCUUCAUCUUCUCGUGGACAAAAUUCAGAUCCUGUGAAGAAGCCAUGGGAACGAGCCAACUCUGCAGACAAGUCUUCUGCUGUGUCAAGGGCAAAACCAAUCGGAAGCACCAGUGAUGCUGAGUCAUUCGACUUUGACAGAAUGAAACAGGAGAUCUUGGAGGAGGUUGUGCGGGAAUUGCAGAAAGUAAAAGAAGAAAUCAUUGAUGCCAUUAGAAGGGAACUGCUGAGGAUUGGCUCCACGUAGUCUUAAGAAAUGUCAAUGACUACGACAAACAACAACUGAAGGUUCGGGGAAGUACAGGAAAGCGCACAUGAAAAUGUUUUCUCGCAGCAUAUCUGCAAUGCUAUGGAAAAUUCAGUUGUAGAAAUGUUGUGCAGAUACAAAAAGGACAAGGGAAAGCUGAGGAACAGAAGGAAUUGGAGCGAGUGAUUGUGUGUAGGGAUGAGUGCAUGAACGAGCAAAUGGAAAUAUAGACCUUCACACUGAAUUUUCUAUUUCCUCCAGUAUGAACGUUGAGACAGUCCACUGUGCAGCUUGCUGCUCUCGCUCUUUCAAGUCUUAAAGUCAACUCAUUGGAAAUUGAUGAAGAUAUUUUUGUUUUCUAAGUUUUUAUCGUUUCAUUGGUCAUUGUUAUUAUUGUUAAGAAUUGUAUUAUAUUAAAUGAGAGAGAUACAAAGUUGGACAA